Molecule: messenger RNA, 7362 nt
Organism: Ectocarpus sp. CCAP 1310/34
Lineage: Eukaryota; Phaeophyceae; Ectocarpales; Ectocarpaceae
Source: the annotation of a GenBank genome assembly
UUCACAUCGAGUCACACCCCAGCAGCAGCAUGGCGUCCGCCACGAACUACCUGAAACAAGGAUACGUCCCGUUUAGCGGGAAGCCGGAAGAUUUCCACGGCUGGAGUGGCCUGUUCUACUCCAUCAUGGAUGAGCAAGGAUUAGGCGACAUCAUGGCUGGGACGGAGACCGCCCCGGCAUCGGCGGCCAGCAGCGCGGAUUCGGAUCGUGCUGCGUUCGACAGGACGACGCUGGAAUUCAAACGUAAGAACGGCAAACUGUACACACGGUUAAACUUUGCUACGUCCGACUGCGCCGAUGGAUUCUCGAGCACUGCUUCCCAAGUCGUUCGAGCCUUCGGCCCCGCUCGCGUUGGUGAGCAUGGGGACGGACGUGCGGCAUACGUUGCCCUAGAAGCGAAGUACCGCCAGAAGGGCACCUAUCGGAUGCAUGAACUGCAGCGAGAGUUAGGAUCACUUGCGGUCACUGCCGAGGACGAUUACGACCCGGCGCGUGCAAUCCAAGACUUGCGUCGUAUCAGUUCCGAACUCGAGUCACUUGGAGACAAGGUCGUACCAGCCCGCCAGACGCAUAUCUUGUUGAACGCGCUUCCUGACCAGCACUACGCCCAACUUAAGGCCGCGCUGGUGUGCGGACAAGCCGAUGGCUCGGAGUUGGAUCUUGACUUCGAAAAUGUCGCGCACCGAGCGACCGCGUACCAUACACUGCAGAUCAGGGGGAAGGUUUCUGCCCACGGCCGUGCCCACAACACGGUCGUGCACGGGGGUGCACGUAGUUUCCGUAAGCAAGGCGGACGUGGCGGACGCGGCGGACGCAACCGCCAAGGCAAUGGCAGCCAACCGACCGGAGACAACGGCAGCAGCGGCUCCUCCGCCGGAAAUUCCAGAGGCGAUAGCCCUGGAGGCGCGCAAGAUGUGCGCGGGCGAGGCCGCGGCAACAAGUCCAAUAAAGGCGGAAACAAAAGUCACCAAAAGGGCCGAGACCGUCAGGGACGCUGCAAGUACUGCCACAACUCUACAGAGCACGGAUGGGACGGCUGCCCCCUUCGCCUGGAGAACGUGCGAGAGGAUAACGCCCAACAGGCGAAUGCCGCCGCGCCGGAACCGUCCACGCAGGCAUGGUUCACCCGAGUCGAGGAAUCCAGCGGUGAGCCGGAGGACUUUUCCAUCUCGUUUGGAGAACCGCAGGCACUGGAGAUGCCUGCCGCGGCGCUGCCGGAGAAGCGCGCCGCCGUGGGCGUGCAGGAAGGUCUUGUCAUCUACGAUCCGCAGGCACUGGAAAUGCCUGCCGCGGCGCUGCCGGAGGAGCGCGCUGCUGCUGAGGAGGAGGUGCCGGAGGCGCCUGUUGCGGCGCUGCCAGAGGAGUGCGCUGCUGAUGAUGCGCAGGUGCUGGAUGCGCCUGCUGUGGCGCUGCCCGAUGAGCGCGCUGCUGCUGAGAAGCAGGUGGCGGAGGCGCCUGCCGCGGCGCUGCCAGAGGAGCGCGCUGCCGACGAUGAGCAAGUGCUGGAUACCCCUGCUGUGCCGCUGCCCGAGGAGCGUGCUGCUGAUGCUGCUAGUGACGUUCAGGUGCAGAACCCGCUUGCUGAUGCAACAGAUAUAGUUGCCUACACCAGUGUGUACCAGGUUAAGGACGAGUCCGCCAGGAGCACCAUUAUGUUCGUAGACACAGCAGCGUCUAGCCACAUGGUUAGCGCGGAUUCCUACGCAUCUCGCCACGUGACCGAGAAGUCGGACUGCAACGUGAGGAUCAAAGGUUCGUGUGGAACGUCGAGCGCGGCUCAGAAAGGUAUCCUGCGUUUCGGCAUCUCAAACGACCGGAACCAACUCGUCCCGGUGGAGCUACAAGUACUACUGGUUGACAACCUAGGAGCGAACAUCCUCUCGGUCGGAGCCCUGAAGGAAAGGGGGGUGAUGUGCGAUCUUCUGUCUACUCCUCCAGCACUCCGUAGCAGCGAUCAGGCCUUCCCCAUCUCCACGGAGAUUUCGCGGAUGUACAGCGUGAACAUUGUCCUCGACGACAUGAGGAUGGACGGGACCGCGAUGCUGCUCAAGACGAAGGUGAAUGCACACAUGUGGCACCGGAGGAUGGGCCACUGUAAUCCGCGCGCCCUCCAGCAGCUGGCGAGGAAGGAGCAUUCUGGGGUUAAAUUUGACCAAAACAUCGAGUCUGGCGACUGCGAGGUAUGUGCUGUCGGCAACAGCAAGAAGUCUAGUCACCCACCGGCUAACCGACCUCGCGCCGGCACUCGUCUUGCGCUCUUGCACGUAGACACCUGGUCGCACUCCGUAAAAUCUCUCGGUGGACACAAGGGUGCGGUGAUGUUCACGUGUGACAAUACCCGCAUGAGGUUUGGUUUUCCCAUCAAGAGCAAAGAUGCAGCUGCUGAGGCGCUGGAAACUGUUGUCAAGGAGGAAGCCGACCCGGAAGGACUGUGUAUCACCACGCUACACUGCGACGGAGGGGGCGAGUUCAAGGGAAGGUUCGCGGCGCUGGCAGCAUCACUUGGAAUCAAAAUCGAGACCAACGCCCCGUACAUGCCUCAAGGCAACGCCGUCGCCGAGCGUGGCUUUGGCACGGUCGCAGCCAUAACGCGGCGCCUUCUUCUUGGGGCACCUCAUCUACCGGAGAGUCUGUGGGCCGAAGCGUUCCAAUACGCGAUCUAUAUACUGAAUCGCACGCCUACGGACGUCUUGGGCGGCAAGGCACCACUUGAGGUAUGGGAGAACAAACCGCUUGGCAGCUUGCACCACAUCCGCGAAUUCGGUUCGGUAUGCUUUAAGCACGUGGAAGCGGGGGACAGGCCCAACAAACUGGCUGCCAGGGCUGAGAAGAUGUUUCUGGUCGGUGUCAACCCUAAAAGCCGGUCGUGGAGGCUAUGGUCCCCUCGUGACAAGUUUAAGAUCACCAACUCCGCCGAAGUUUCUAUUCGCGAGAAAGCCCCGCGCGACGUGGUUCCCCCCAAGGCAGGGCAUGAUCCGCUGCCAGAGACUCCAAUGAUUUACCAUCCCGGUCCGGAAGAGUCUGAUGACGACGUCGACAGUGUGGUGGAGCCACAAGACGAGCAGAAGGAUAACGAGCCGGAGCCCACGCCUCAGGCGCAAGAGCCGGGCCCCCGUCGCAGCACCAGGAACCCCAAGCCGACUGAACGUCUGAACCUGUUUACCUUUGCCACGGAGGAGGAGGCCUUCGAGCAAGUGGAACGCUCCCUGCUCACCGGAAGCUCGCUUGGCAACAACGGGACUGGCAACCCUGGCGAAGUGGGCUACAGGGCUCCCGACCCUUCGAGCUACGACGAAGCGAUCCGUGGGCAGGAUGCUCUAGACUGGCAAGAGUCCAUGCGGAACGAAAACCAGUCGCUUGUCGACCUUGAUGUGUACGACUGGGUCGAGCCGCCGACGAGUGCCCAGGACCAGCCGAUCCCGUCAAGGUACCUUUAUAAGCGGAAGUACAAGAAUGGCGAGCUUGCUCGACUGAAGAGCCGCGUUGUGGUCCAAGGCUUUCACCAAGCAGACACGGGCGAGGAUAAAGCGGCGCCUGUGGCGUCCAUGGAAUCCGUCCACCUGCUGAUUGCUAUCGCAGCCAAGAAUGGUUUUGGCCUGAAGCAAGCCGAUAUCAAGACGGCAUUCCUCCACGCGCGGGUUCCUGCAAAUGCGAAACCGAUCUACGUCAUCCCUCCGAAAGGGUUCGAGUGCUCUCCGGAACAACAGGGAAAAGUGUGGCGACUCAAGGCGUGGCUCUACGGGCUGCGCCUCUCUCCGAAGGGCUGGAACGGCACCUUCCACGACUUCCUGCUGGAGAUCGGGUUCGUUCAGAGUACGGCGGACCCCUGUCUCUACAUCCUUAACGCGGGAGGGGUCCUCCUUCUCGUGUACGUCGACGACAUUCUUUUGUCGGGAAGCGACGAAGCGCAGGUGAUGCGGGUCGUCGAGCAGCUGAAGGAGCGGUUCGACACAGUGUUCCUGGGAGAUGCACAGUUCCUGCUCGGUAUGGCACUUGAGAGGAACGUCGACGCCGGAACGAUCUUCCUGUCGCAGGAGAUGUACGCGAAGGCCGUACUUGACAAGUUCGGAAUGGCCGACGCGCACUCUACGAAGACGCCUGCGGAGGCUGGGCCUAUCAGCACCGUGGAGGAGAAGGUUUUGUCUCCAGAGGACACGGUGUACUUCCGGUCCGCCACGGGCAGUCUCCUGUAUCUCAGCAGGGGUUCGAGGCCGGAUAUUACCCACUCGGUGAUGGUGCUUACGAAGAGCAUGGCGAAACCGGGUCCCAAGGCGAUGGCAAAGCUGAAGCGGGUUCUCAGGUAUCUAAAAGGGACAACCACUAUCGGGAUCACAUACACCGAAGACGCCGACGGCGGAGACAAGCUAACGGCGUACGCGGAUUCUGACUUUGCCGGUGACCAAGACAAGGGCUACUCCACAACCGGUGUCGUUCUCUAUCUCGCAGGUGGCCCAGUGAUCUGGAUAGCCAAGAAUCAAACGGUGCUGGCCAUCUCCACGUUCGAGGCAGAAGUCGUCGCGCUGUCCAAGGCGUGCCUCAUGGUUAUACAUUUUCGAAAUUUGCUAGAGUCGUUGAAGAUGAAGCAGAAGCAAGCAACAGUAUUGUACGAGGACAACGCGGGUGCCGUAGCGUUCGCAAAGGGUAGCAAAAUCACGCCCCGCACGAAGCACAUCGACGUGAAGUUCCACCACGUCCGGCACCUAGAGGACCAAAACGUGGUAGAUGUAACUUACAUCGACACCAACAGGCAGAGGGCAGACAUAUUGACCAAAAGUUCGGGAGCUGUGAAGUUCCUGCAGAACCGCCUUAUUUUGCUUGGAGUGUGAGUACCUCCCCUUACCGAAAUCAGACCAUAUGUCUUAAAAGGGUUGGACGGUACAUGGAAUUCGCUGCCCAGAAAACUCUGGCAGUUAGUGAUGAGUAUUCAAUUUGAAUUGUUCGAGAGCAUGCAUUCAUGUUGAUAGCAUUUGUCGAGAGGACACUGGUAUUUGUUUCGAGAGGACACUGAGAGAAAGAAUUUUGUGUCUUAUGUAUCAGAGCUAGUCAUGACGUAGUUCUUGAGAGGACAUGUUGGGAUUUGUAUGCAAGAACUGACUCUAUUCUACUGCAUGGGUUUUGUGCAGUAUUGUGAAGGCGUGUCUCCAAGUCUGUAACCGUCAGGUGAAGACAGCUUGGGCGCCUGUGUUUUGGAUCUAAUGAUCACUCUGUGUUGUAUCUACCCAAACUGCGCCACCACUGCCAACUACACAACAAACAGCAACUACAAUUCUGUUGUCAGUACCUUGGUGACGCACCUAUCUCCAACACCAAAACGAACCUAGACUAUGCAUAUAAAAAAUAUGUCAUCAACACCAACUACCCUAGCACGUGACUUGAACUCAGCCACCCAACUCCAAUUUGACUGUGAUCACUUUACAUAGAGAUAACUGUUUUACGGAAAAUAUGAAAAAAGGGAUAAGAAACACACAGCGCAGUCUCGGCCACAACAACAUAGGAAACGUGUCAAUAAAAAAUAUGAUCGUGCGAUACUCCAAGACAAAAGAAACAAGGGGUAGAAGCUAGGGGAGCGUGUCCGACGAAACGUCCCGCUGUUAAAGCUGCUGCCAUGGUCCCACCCCCUACCUAGCUCAUGCCAUGUAAUUUUUUGGUAGGGGAGAGAGUGGUUAUUUUCUCGCGGCGCCCCCCGCGCCCCAGCGCCGCCGCGGAAUGCGCUACCCACUGCUGCUGUCUGCUGUAUGUACUGGCACAACCCCCAAUGUUCGCCACACCGAGCUGUCUGUUUGAUGUUGUAUGAAGGCUUGGUGUGCAUUUGUUUGCUUUGCCAUCAGAAACAAGAACAGAAGACAAGAAGAGCAUCAGCAGGAUGCGACGGCCCAAGGAAUAAGAAAUCCGUUUCAAGAAAUUGACCGACUUCGGCUGGUCCUUCUGCCCAGAACAAGACAUUGAGGCUCGACCCGAUUGAGACGUUUCUUAUCUCCGGGUCCUAUCUGUAGCAAAGGUGUCUUUAUGCAUGCAAAACUAGAAAGCAUUUGGAAGAUCGGCACUACAAGUAUGCAUGUUUUCUCGGAAGCCCCUACUCUGAAAUGUGCCGAUCUUUUGUACUUUUUUUAUCUCCACGACAGUGGCCGAUCUUCCGAUCUCGAUAUAUCUCGAACAUUUCUUCUGUAAAUAGUACGGCUGCAACUAAACGACUGCGGUCGUGAACGCACAAUCUACACUGUGGCGUCAAGCAGCACGUGCGCCGUCACGACGUGUUGAGAAGCACGUACGUGUGAACGAACCUGUGACAGGCGACAAUAAUAGUGGCUAAAAGCAAGCCAAAUGCGUACGUCCUGAACCGGAUAUGAUGCGGCGUAAAGUUCCAAGCAGAACACUGGUGCCGGUUCAGCGGUCCAAAGUGUCAUGAAAUUCAAUAACCUCUCAACCUCUCUUCAGGGUAUCGCCGCUAAACAUCUUACGCGGGUAUGAAACGCUACGUAGCCCGGGGAAAAGUCAACUCUUGCGCAACGAGAGCAGCGUCGAAAGCGCUUCUUGACAAGGGUAUUUUUUGUGUGUGUCUCAUUGAAAGUAGCAGUCAUACGAUUGUGUAUUAUUGAAGAAGUAAUUGCAUGGAACGUUUGAAUUCACGAAGCACACAGCUUGUUGUCCUUUCUGGACUGUACUCUAUACGUCUCAGAGUCAUGAAGUGGGUUGUCCUGGAGGUGCUUCGCUUGAUUGCCCACAUGCAGCUUUAGCGCGAGAUGGUUUCUUCCGCGUGCCUGGCGCUAGAAAACCGCCACCCCCUUGUACUUGGGUGGAGAUGAAGACGCGUGGGGAAGUCUGCCCCGUCUUGGACAACCACAUUAAUUAACAUUUUGUGCGCCCCGGUUGGACCCAGUGCCACAUGUGGAAGCUUGCACAAUUGUGCAUCCACGCACCGCAUCGUGUGUGUGUGCUUGUGUCUUUCUCCAGGGUGUGUACUACCGCAAGCGAGCGCGGGGUGUUUCCGCAAGACUUACAACCACGAUUGAUGUGCAGAACACCUUCAUAAAGGUUGAGACUCCCCACCGUCUGUCGAGGACGAAACCCUGUUUCCCACAAUGGCGUCGACGAAGAGUUGUUAGGUGUCUGCUUUUGGUUGCAAAAGACACGGGUUCGGAACCCGCUGCUCACCUAAUUUUCUUCCGAAGUACGGAAAAAUAAAAACGGUGGGUGGGCCAAGAAACGAUGCAUUGUCUAUCGAACUCGAAACUUCUGGCAAUGCAUGGCGGAAGUGGUGCACCCGCACACACGCACAGAAGUUUGUUGGAAAAAAGGUGGUUCUACUCGCCGCCAGCCGAUCGGGUUCCGGUUACCCCAAGAAGACUUGUCUUGCCUAGCAAA